Messenger RNA from Naegleria fowleri, 921 nucleotides. RefSeq lists its product as uncharacterized. The coding region runs from base 1 to 921 and encodes 306 amino acids. Lineage: Eukaryota; Heterolobosea; Eutetramitea; Acrasida; Naegleriidae. The transcript has 2 exons. The record is from RefSeq and is a predicted model, not a curated record.
AUGUUCAUCAGGUGGAUUCUUCUCUUCUUUUCAUCUCAACCGAACAAAUCAACAACAAGCCUUGAGGAAUUAGAUGAUAAUGCCUUACCUCAUGAUGAUGAUGACAAUUCAUCAAUUCAACAAGAUUCUAAUACUCCCCCUCUCCAUCAUUCCCCAAAAGAUUGUAUCCUGUUUUUAGAUCAAGUGAAAGCACAUUUACAAACAAGCAUUAUGAAUGAAUUCUUUUCGUCUCCGAUCGGAGGCGAUGAAUGGCCAUGGAACCAACAAAACCAACAUCAUCUCAUGAGAGCGGUAGUAAGUGUGGUCCAGGUGUUUUGCUUGGCCAAUAUGAUGAGCCGCAUCCUUUCCUCGUGCUUGUGCAACAACAACAGCACGAUGGAUAAAGUUUUGGAUGAAGUAGAGCACACGUUUUCUGACCUUGUGAUUGCCAGAUGUGUUCAACAGAUCAAAACUCCUGGUGUGCUUCAUCUCCCAGAUCCUUUGUGGACCCGACGACGAAUGGAGUACUUUUCAUCACCUCCACUCAUGGUCACUGGUCAUAAUCAUUUAGAGGAUGUUCUAAGGAGUAUUCGAAUUGAGUAUGAAAAUAAUACGACCGGUCAACAAUUCUCACCGUGCUCACUGCUUUUCGAUUCUCUCUCACAAGGUUUGUUAAGCCUCUCUUCCUUCAAACCAAUAUUCGAACAUCUUGGAUCGAAUCGUAUUGAGGAGAUUUGGUUGCAAUAUUGUAAUGCAUGUUUUGAUUUACUGGUUUCCAAUGUAAGAAAUUCUACAUCGCCCGUGCUUCUCAAAAGAGAGCUUGAAGAAAAGAUGUUGUGCAAAAGUAGCUGCAUCGAAGGUACAAUGAAUAGGUUCAUCUAUGAAGAGCUUUUAGAUGAUUUGCCAUGCUUCGUGAAACUUGAUAUGGAGCUGAACGUUUAA